Molecule: messenger RNA, 1090 nt
Organism: Hemiscyllium ocellatum (epaulette shark)
Lineage: Eukaryota; Metazoa; Chordata; Chondrichthyes; Orectolobiformes; Hemiscylliidae
Product: cyclin-dependent kinase-like 4
Exons: 10
Coding region: 13-1047 (344 amino acids)
Biological process (GO): protein phosphorylation
Cellular component (GO): nucleus
Molecular function (GO): ATP binding; cyclin-dependent protein serine/threonine kinase activity
Source: RefSeq, a predicted model, not a curated record
UUUCAGGAACAAAUGGAAAAAUAUGAAAAACUUGCAAAAAUUGGUGAAGGCUCUUACAGUGUAGUGUUCAAGAGCAGAAACAAGGAUACUGGACAAAUUGUUGCCAUCAAGAAAUUUAUAGAAUCAGAGGACGAUCCAUUUAUAAAGAAGGUAGCUGUGAGAGAGAUCCGCAUUUUAAAGCAAUUAAAGCACAAUAACCUGGUGAACCUUAUCGAAGUAUUUAGAAGAAAACGUAAAUUGCACCUUGUGCUUGAGUACUGUGACCACACUGUAUUAAAUGAACUGGAGAGAUAUCCUAGAGGGUUACCAGAAACAAUGGUUAAAAACAUCAUGUGGCAGAUGCUUCAAGCAAUUAACUUUUGUCACAAGCGCAAUUGUAUCCAUAGAGACAUCAAGCCAGAAAAUAUUCUAAUUACUAGACAAGGAGUCAUUAAGCUCUGUGACUUUGGAUUUGCAAGAAUACUAAGUCCUGGAGAUGAUUACACUGACUAUGUAGCAACCCGUUGGUACCGAGCCCCAGAGCUCCUUGUGGGAGAUACACAAUAUGAUGCUGCAGUAGACAUCUGGGCUGUAGGUACUGUUUUUGCAGAGUUGGUGUCUGGGCAAGCAUUAUGGCCUGGGAAAUCAGAUGUGGACCAAAUCUACUUGAUAAUAAGGACUCUGGGUAAACUCAUCCCAAGGCAUGAGCAUAUAUUCAGAAAUAACCAAUUUUUUCAGGAUGUUAAUUUACCAGAGCCAGAUUCUGAGGAUAUGGAACCCCUAGAAGAUAAGUUUCCAAACCUAAACCCUCAUGCUUUGACUUUCAUGAAGAGUUGUUUGAAAAUGGAUCCAGAUGACAGAUGCAGCUGUGAAGACUUGUUUGAAAACCCAUACUUUGAUUUAUAUCGAGAUGAAAAUGAAAAAUCCAGGCAAUGGCUUGAUGGUCGGAAUCGAAAAAGACAACAGUCACAGUUUUUGCCUCAGCUCCCUGGUAAUAAUGGGUCACCAACACCAGAUGCCAGAAAGCAGCUUCGUCAGCAACGGUUCGAUCACCUUCCUACCAUCUGACAAUCUCUAUCAAACCUAUGGUUCUGAAGUGAAACAAAUAUAU